GGAUUUGCCUCCCUCCUGUCGAGCAACAACGAUGCGCCUCUCCGGCUGACGACGCAGGUCCCCGAUGUGAGAUCUGCAAAGCUGAAAGGCGCCACUGACAGGACCACAGCCAGGCCUUAGGAUAGACAUCCCAAACAUCCAAAGCCACGGAAUGUGUCAACAUCUUUGUGGUGAAAUCCCGCUGACUCCUCACUUGCUUCUUGCAUAAUCGUGGAGCUGGGCCUUCUGGGAACCUACAGUGUUUGAAGGCAAACAACAAUGCCUGGGAGGCCCACCUGCCCCCAAUUGCCUCCAACCAUGGUUGCUGUGUCACCACAGUGCUGACUGUGCCCACUACAGAAAGGGAUCCAAUCUGGUCAGCGCGUCCUUCACCCCGCUGAAGACUUCUUUAUGGUAUAUAGGAAGUACAUGCCACUAUCAACCAGAUGACCUAGUGGACAUUUGUUUCCCAGUAGCAGUGCUGAACCAUACGAGGGGAUCCUAGUAUUGAACAUGACUCAUGGGGAGGAGCCUGGCCCUGAGACACACAAGGAUUCAGCUGUUCUAACUUAUCUGGAAGGUUUACUGAUGCAUCCAGUGGUAGCCGGGCCUGGGGCCACGGUGAGCGGGAGGUCUGAGGCUGCCCACAGCAACCAGGACCAGGGUGACAAGGUGGGCGGGCCUUUUCAACUGCCCAACCAUGGCCCCACAGCUCCCAAGGCUGGAACAAACGGGCCCACACUGGGUUCUUCGCAGCACCUGAAGAAGGCCCGCCUACUGCGCUCUGGUGCCUGGAAUGAUCCAGGGACCCAGCGGAUGACUUCACCCCCAAUGGAGCUGAAUGGCCAAGGGGGAGGCCUGCAAAAUGGAACACUAGAGGGAUCUCCUCAUGCCGGGGAGAGCACCCUGUUGGCCUCCCUGCUUCAGUCAUUCAGCUCACGGCUUCAGAGUGUGGCAAUGUCUCAGCACUCUAAUAAUUCCCCCAGCGAGUGUUCCUCUCCAUCCAAGGCCCCGCCUGCGGAUAAAGAGCCAGUUCCUGUGUAUGGGACUGCCUCAAGCCGCUUGAAGGGCCUGAUGAGGAAGAGCAAACUUCAAAAUCACAGCAACACACCUUACAGUCGCAGGGGACACAGUCAGGACAGGCCCCCAGAAUCACCUCGGUCAGCACACAGUGCCACGCCUCCCUCUGCCCCUACUACUGCUGAAUCUGUGUCCUGUGCGGAGCGUCUGAAGGCAGUGGCCAACAUGGUGAAAAUCCGUUCUAGUCCGGCACCUUCACCCAAGCCCAGUGUGGCCUGCAGUCAACUGGCCCUGCUGCUUUCCAGCGAAGCCCAUCUCCAGCAGUACUCUAGAGAGCAUGCGCUCAAAGCCCAGCUCUCAGGAAGAUCUGCUAGCGAGAGACUAGCUGCCAUGGCAAACCAGCAGCAUGGCCAGGACAGCAGGCCACCUAGUGUGGGAGGGACUCUGCCUGGAGCUCCAGACACACUAAGCUCCUUAACAACCCAAAAUGGAAUGACAACAACAACCACAAUAACAACAACACUCCCUCGACGGGUGCUGUCCAGUCCACAGAGCCCCUCUUUGGUGCGUGGCCACAGCCAAAGCUCCCCACCCACUCCCCCACAUGCUCCGAACCCCACUCUCAGCCAACCACCAAGGGAGAAGCGAGGCUUUGACUCACGUCCAACCCGUCCCCCGCAGACAUGCAGCAGCUUGCUGCUGCUGCUUCUCAACAACCACAACAACCAGAAGCAGCUGACCAAGAAUGGCCACCUGGAGGACAGCUGCGGCAUUCUGCCGCCAAGCGGCUCCUCUUCAGUCACAUCGGACAGUGAGUGCUCCAUCCAGGAGAGGAGCCUGACCAAGGACAGCAGUGAUGCAGAGAGUUCUUACUCAAGUUGCUCUCCCAUUGACCUCUCCAUGAGAAGCCGGGCCAAUACACGAGACACAGGGCCCAAAACUACUGCCCACUCUUCCUCCAUCUCCUUCUCCUCUUCCACCUCUACCCUCUCUUCUUCAACCACAGUGUUUUCCUCCGCCCCUGUUGCUUUCUCUCCCAAAGCUUCUGCUCAACCCUCUAACGCAAACUUUUCAUCAUCCUCUACUGUUGUCCCGUCUGUUUCCACUGCUAUUUCCUCAUCUUCUUCCUCCUCUAUGUCUACCUCCUCUCUGGACAAACUAACAGAAUCUUUAAUAAACAAGUGGAAGCCAGAGCCAUCAGGAUCAAAGCUGUGCAAGAUCAAGGAGCCUGAAAUGAGCCAGGACCUAAAAUCACACUCUAAAGUCACACUUAUGCAGCUUCUUCUUGAGCGCAGGAAUAAUGAGAUAAAUAAAAGCGUAGGUAACCCUGAUUCGCCUGUUGAUAUAACUAUGACCACCAUGGCUCGUGGCCAACCAAAGGGACUCGUGCCCUGGGAGGAGACCAGGACAAAAAGCCCCAUAGAUAGACCUGUAGCCCCAGCCCAGCCCCUCUACUCACCACUCAGCAGGGACACUAGUGGGGCACUGUCCCCGUACUCCUACCCCUCCCCCCAUGUCCAAUCCAGCCCAUUGGAUUUGUGUAAAUCCAAAGCUUUCCCUGCUGAGAAGGCUUCAGAGCCUGCCUUCAGUGCCAGUAAACUGUUACAAAAUCUGGCUCAGUGUGGCACAGCGUCUUCCUCCCCACCCAUCCCCUCAGGCAAAGGGCAUGGGCAGGAGCUAGAUGCCAGCAGGCCCCUUGCCCUAUUGGAAAGGCUCAAUGCCCCAAUCCACAGGACCACCACCACUCCACUCUCAGACGGACCCUCGGGCAGUGGUACACCUUUCAGUCAGAAGGAAGCUUCUUCUCCUUCAACGCAGAUCGAGAACCUUCUAGAGAGGCGCACUGUGCUGCAGCUUCUUCUAGGAACAGGCUCGGCCACUGCUACAGUGGGCCGCAAAGAUAGGCCCAGUGGCAGUGGCAGGAGGAGUGUGGAGGUAGCAGGGGGCUGCUAUGAGAAGAGCCCUGGUGCCUCCCUUAUCUGUGACAGUGCCAAUGGGCCCCCUUUGGAUGUGAAGGUCAAAUCUGAGUUUGCGGAAGAGGUGGGACCGCCCUUGGCCAUGUCUGAGGACUAUAGUGGCAGAAAGAGACUCAGUGGCUAUGAGAAGAAUAGCCCCCUUUCAGAUUGUCAGCAGGACUUCAAAACAGAACCACGUCCUGCAGAGGUCAUAGCUAAAUAUGGCCUCCUCAGCCAGCUGCUUAAACAACAGACUGCUACCUACUAUACCAGUUCUGCUAUGCAGGCUGAGUCCCAGCCCAGGCAGGUUAAAGAGGAACAGAGGGAGUAUCCAAGCCCCAGUCAUAAGAAGAGACGCCUCUGCUCUGACCGGACUGACAGUUUGAAUCAUACCAGCUUUCCAAGAGCAGUAGACAGUGGCGACAUAAACAUUUUUGCAUCUUCUGCUGUUCAGGAGGAGCCUGACCAUCAGAGGAACGUGAAGGAAGAGGAGGCUCCACCAAGGAGUCCACCAAGUGAAACCCUCACCAGAGAGAGUCGGGGCUUCAAUGUGCUCAAACAGCUGCUGCUCUCUGACAACUGUCUGAAGGAGCUGUCCCAGCAGCCCCGGGGGACACCCAGUCCCUCUGUCCUGCAGGCCAAUGGCAAGGCCAACGGCAGCAUUCUCAGUCAGCCCGCCCACAAUCACAGCUUCCUCCACCUGCCGGGCUGGCACCCCCAUGGUUCCCUUAACUCAGGGCUUCCAAGUAAUCUCAGACCACUGCCCACCCCCCCUGCAGGUGACAGCCCUAUCCGCACCCCUUGGAGCCGCCAGCCAGCUCCAUGGCCGGUCGCUCAAAAACGGGACCCGCCCACUCUUGUCAAGCAGGAGCCUGAGAGCCCUGUGAGAUGGAGUAGUCAGGAGAAUGAGGAGGAGGAGGAGGAGGGUUGUGACUCAAACCCGGACUCUCCAAGGCUCUCGCGUUCCAACCCCAUCCUGUAUUACAUGCUGCAGAAGGGCAGCAUUCAGCUGAGAAAGGAGGUGCGGGAUCAGGCAGAGGGAACCCACUCUAUGGUCAGAGUUAAAGAAGAGCCAAUCAGUGACAUGCAUGCUUAUGAACACAGUCUGAGCACCAUCCCGCAAUCACCGAACCACAAUGACAAGCACAGCCAUGAGAGCCAGGGGCUGAGCCAAUCAUAUGAGUAGAAGUUGUAUCAACUAUAGACAAAAUACAAAGCGGAAUCGAAUUCAUUGACUCUCCUUUUUUUUUUUUUUUUUUUUAAUGACUUGCCAAAUUGGUUUGAUGGGACAAAUAACAAAGAAUGCAAACAUGAUUUUUUUUUAAUUUUUUGGUGGAAUAGAGCAAGUUCCAAUUCAAAUGCAUACUUGCAUUGGUUUCUGAAUUUUAAAUAGCGAUGUCAUAGAAUGGUACAAAACAGGUCUUUCAUAGCAAAAAUGUCUAAUUGAUUCAAGCAAAACUGUCACAAAUUGAACCUUUCCCUUCAGUGAUUAUCAUGCACUACAUAUUUCAUUCAGUCCAUUAUGAAGUCAUCCUUUUACAAUUUGGUCUUGUUUUACACUUUUAUUCGUAUCUCAAUUCUACACAUAUCACUAUUCCAUGUCCCCUUUGUUGCCUGCCAUAAAAGAUUUAGGAAGAACAUUUCAGGCAACAUUUAUUAUUGAUGACUCCAAAAAUGUUAGCGCUCAGUUCAGUGGACAUUUAUUUAUUUUCUCCAUCAGAACAUUUUCAGAUAAGACAGAGGCCCAUCAAUUUUAGAUAAGAUUCCAAAUAAAGUCAUUCUAGGGCAGACACGGCGGUCUAUUACAACAAUGUACAUGAUAAAUUCUUUCACUGGAGGACCUUGAAAACUGCAGUAGCUUCAGUAAGGCUCCUACCAUGAUGAAUGCUUAGUCUUGAUUCUCCUCGAGAUUCACAGUGUGGUAUAAUUACCAGUGGAGGGAGAGUAUAGCAACGGAGGUUUGAAUAGUCACAAUUCAUUGAGUUAUGCUUUUGUUUGAAUUGAACGUUUUAAGGGCAAUAUUCGACAGUGCAAAUUCAGGGCGAUGUGUUUUGCAGAUUGUGCAGUUUUGAGCAGAUGGGUCAACAGGGUGCGUGUGGUGCUUACCAUUGAGCAACUGUGUGUAAACAGGUUUCUGGAGCAACAGUUAAAUGGCUGAGAAACUUAUCUUACCAUCCUGGGUAAAACCCCCACCACUUCUCUCCUCGUACACACAAAAACUUCAAGAGUGAAGCACAUUUGCUUUUUUCUUUUCAUUUCACAUGAAGGACCACCUAGAGUUUGCACUAUCGAAAGCCGAGUCCUCGGGUGUCCUUUUUCCAGAAUGGUUUAAUGGCAUGUAAUGAAAAAAAGAAAUGUCAGUAUCGUUAUCUGUUGAGAAUUUGACAGUUUGUGAUUCUUUUCAUCAUCAUUUCUUCAACUGUUGUGGUUUAUGGACAUCUUUGUUUUUUUUGUGGCAGCCUCUUAACUCAUAAAAUGUCAAAAGAAUUGCAUGGUAAUUAAGAGAAGACCACAGGUACAUCUUUGUUUUCCAAGCAGCUGGAUAUGUGUACCUGCCCCCCAAUAAUCACCAAGACAUUUGGUGUCUUGAGGGAUACCCGUUAUCUAGCUCCUUAUUUUUAUUGUACUGUAUUCUUUUCAGUAAUGUCACACACUGCUUUAUCCAUUUAGUCUUGUGAUCUUUUUAAUACAUAUACCUAUGAAGUACGUUUCUUCGAUUAUUAAUACAUUUUCACAAUGGUUAAAUAUAUUUGUGUAAAUAGUACUUUCAGUAUGAAAGAUGACUAUUUUGUAAUGUUUAAGAAAAGAUAUUGCCCUAGUUUUUAAUGCCCUAUGUAAAUAUGAAUUAUAUGCGUACAAGUGUACAUACAAAGGCAGAGGAUGCUAUGCCCAUCUUUUUUUGGUUGGUUUGUUCUUUGCAUGUGUCUCUAUGUGGUAAAUGAUAAUCUAUCCUGCGCUGUGUUGUGUAAUAAUGUCUGACUCUCCUCACUGCUGCCUGUUGCAUGCAGACGCAUGGGAACUACCUGUGUAUCCCUACUGGUGAUGGGGGAAAAUGUCAAGUCUUAAAAAUAGGUCUUUUUUAUCACAGAGAGAGGUCCGUUUAGAAAACGAGCAGUCCCUAAAUAACCGGAGACUUUCAAGCAAGUUAAUUCUGAAAUGUGUGAAAAAUAAACGUGCAUUGAAUAUUUUUGUGAUUUUCUUUUUUUUUUUUUUUUUUUUUCUUCUGUUACUGGUUAACAAAAGCUCUGUGAAAGAGCUCGGGGCUAUAGUGGGGGGAUUGACGUACAAUCAUAGAUCUGCAUUGUGCAUCUGAGAAAUACAUUUGUAGCAGCAAAUAUAUAUAUAUAUAUAUAUAUAAAAAAAAAAAAAAGAUGUUUCAUUUUUUCAUGUGAAGACCUGAAACAUAAUUUCUUUUUUUCUUUUUCUUUUUUUUUAUGUUUUCAUUUUUUUGGUGUUCAUUUGCACUGAUAUCUCAAAAAUAAAGUACUAAAAUGCAUGA
Messenger RNA from Anoplopoma fimbria (sablefish), 6453 nucleotides. RefSeq names its product nuclear receptor interacting protein 1b (gene nrip1b). Lineage: Eukaryota; Metazoa; Chordata; Actinopteri; Perciformes; Anoplopomatidae. Gene Ontology annotation, biological process: regulation of transcription by RNA polymerase II. The record is from RefSeq and is a predicted model, not a curated record. The transcript is spliced from 2 exons. Gene Ontology annotation, molecular function: signaling receptor binding; transcription coregulator activity. The coding region runs from base 493 to 4140 and encodes 1215 amino acids. Gene Ontology annotation, cellular component: nucleus.